CUCAGCUGAUGUCUUCCAGCGGAGUUGUUUUGAAGAGAGGGAGAACUGCGGAGGAGAGCGGUGACAUGCCCCGUCCUGCCUGACUCACCAUGACCGCUGCCAUCCCCUGGGCAGUGGAGCUGGGGCUGACGGUGCUGUGCACGGUGCUGUGCUCCCUGCUCUUCCUGGCGGUCUACGUGCAGCUCUGGCUGCUGCUCCGCUACAAGCAGAAGCGGCUGAGUUACCAGAGCUUGCUCCUGUUCCUGUGCCUGCUCUGGGCCGGCUGCAGGACCGUCCUCUUCUCCUUCUACCUUACGAACUGUGCCCAGGCCAAUGCUCUGCAGCCUUUCCCGCACUGGCUGCUCUAUUGCGCCCCCAUCUGCCUGCAGUUCUUCACCCUGUGUCUCCUCAACCUCUAUUUCACACAGGUCAUUUUCAAAGCCCGCUGCUCCCCAGAGUUCAAUAGAUACAAGAUCCCGCUACACUUCGGGUUUCUUAUCACUAGUCUCGCCUUCCUGGUAGUGAACGUAUCUUGCAUAUUGAUUGGUAACGGGGAGGACGACCAGCACGGAUGGAUCACCAUGGUCAGGAUGAUCUUCAGCGACUGUCUCUUUGCUGCCUGCUCCAUCUCCCUGGCCAAUAACACCUAUAGGAUCGCCAACAUGUCUCCGGCCUACGUUUACCUAGAAUCUAAGGGCACCUCUGGAAGCCAAGCCGUUAUAACCGGCUCCAUAAUCAGCGUACUGUAUAUUCUGAGAGCUUUGUACAACUUGGUCGUGGUCUCCAUCCAGCCAGAAGACGAGCCAAGCCCCUUCAGUUAUGGCUGGAGCGGGAUCUUCGCUGAUCAUGCUGUUACAGAAGAGACUAAUAGUCUGGAAUAUCUGAUUUUUGAGAUUGUUCUCCUGGUCUGCGAGUUCCUGCCAAUGAGCCUGAUGGCAUACUUCUUCCAGGCCAAGAAGCUGAGCCAAAACUUGGAACCAGCUGGUAUGGUAAAUAGUCACAGCUUCGGGUCAAGAGCGUACUUUUUUGACAAUCCUAGAAGAUACGACAGCGAUGACGAUUUGCCCAGACUGGCGGGUGCCAGGACGGAGAGGGGAAGUCUGUCAUCCACCCCGAAAUCCUCCGGAUGGUAUGGAGCAAUAUGUCCGACCAGCAGCUGUGCACUGGCCCCACCUCUACUGAGCGAGCCGGCGUCAGGGACUCCUAUCCUGUUCACAUGUGGAGCGAAUACGCUGGCGUGACCCUACUGACAGGACAAUGACGUGUGCACCUUCUGCAGCCGCCUGCUGCUGUGACACAGUAAGGCGCGUCCGAUAACUUAUGUUUACGUUAACGCCGCGUUUGUGAAUUCCACAUUCCGUAUUUUUUAUUUUUUUCCCCAAGACUGACACCCGGUCUUGGUUGCAAACGUCCUUGAGACUUGCUGAGGUAUUGGAGAGGUCUUCAGGAGCGGAAUGGCAGCCGGCAGCUCUCGCUUAAGGAAUUCUGUAACCGUGCGUUUUUUGUUUUUUUUUGUUUUUUUUUGCACAUUAGUGUUUCAUGUGGAAAGACUGAUUCCUGCCAUCUCCAGACACAGGAAACCGAAAGGAUUGAAAUGCCUUCAAUCAUCAUUGCAGGCAAAUUCUCCAGAAGGCUUGAUGGUGUCUCUUCUAGGUUCUGCACUAGUAAGUUGCCGCCCUUCAGUUUAAACCAAAAUAAAAUGGAGGAGCAACUAGCCUAACGUCAUGACGCAUCAACGUGGAUGUAAUGCUCCCCCCCCCCCCCUUCCCCCCCAUCCUCAAAUCUCUGGCAUAUUGAGGGAGGUACAUGGUAAAAUUCUUGCUUCCUGCAGCCACCACUAGGGGGAGCUUACUGCAUAAAUCCACUGAGCUUCAUAAUAGAUGCAGUGAGCUCCCUCUAGUGGGCGUUGUGUGCAGCAGUGUUAUAUUUUACAUGCAGAUCCAUGCAGGAGAUUUGGAGCUCUGUAUGAGCAAAGUGGAAAUCCGAGCCCUAUAACGAUACAUUCAGAGGUUAUUGGGCACAACAUGAGGCAUCUGCUGCAAAUCCAUAUGUGUUAAAGUCCAUCUGUCAGCAGAUUUGUACUGAGGACACCAGCUGACCUGUUACAUGUGCACUUGGCAGCUGAAGGCGUCUGUUUGUCCCAUGUUCAUAUGUGCC
Messenger RNA from Bufo gargarizans (Asiatic toad), 2136 nucleotides. Its product is annotated as integral membrane protein GPR137C-like. NCBI's taxonomy places the organism in Eukaryota, Metazoa, Chordata, Amphibia, Anura, Bufonidae. Bases 90 to 1220 code for a protein of 376 amino acids. Gene Ontology annotation, biological process: positive regulation of TORC1 signaling. Gene Ontology annotation, cellular component: lysosomal membrane. The record is from RefSeq and is a predicted model, not a curated record. The transcript has 7 exons.